Penicillium angulare is the source of this 966-nucleotide messenger RNA. RefSeq lists its product as uncharacterized. Bases 1 to 966 code for a protein of 321 amino acids. The record is from RefSeq and is a predicted model, not a curated record. The transcript has a single exon. Lineage: Eukaryota; Fungi; Ascomycota; Eurotiomycetes; Eurotiales; Aspergillaceae.
AUGUCUUUGUGCGAAGACUGUGGCACUUGGGACCUAGACAAGAAAGGCUCCUUUGAUGUCGUUUUGGGUAAAUAUGAAGAUCUUGUCACCAAAUCGGACAACGGAUGUGAGUCUUGUAGAUUAUUCUGCUCAAUUUUGCAAACCUCCGGUCAGUACGAGGGCCAGUUGAAAAAACUAGCAGGGCAGGACAUAGCAUUUUGCAAUGUGCGUCCAGAUGCUAGAGAGCCAGGUUUCAUUGGUAUGGCUAUGUCUUGGGAUGAUUUGUGUCUUGACAUAUGUAUGGCGGGUAACUAUGAAGGUAUAAAGAGACACGUCCACGCCAAUUUACGGGUCUUGAUGAUUGAGAAUUCCAGGGCCGCUCAUCGGACAAUUGGCUCACUUCAUGAUGUUGCAGGGAACUCGCAAGAUGACAAAUGCGUGACCAAGAUAUCUUCGUGGAUGUCGCAAUGUGCAGAACACCAGAAAUGUCACCAAUUCGAGCCAGUUUCAUUGCCGGAGAGGACCAUAGAGGUCUCCUCCGAUCCAAGGGUCGCUUCAUGCAUUAUCGCUUCUGGCGGAGAAAAUGGUGCCUACAUCAUCUUAAGUCAUCAUCACUCUGCGGACUCGGCUAGUUCAAACACCAAAGAGCUGCCCAAAGCUAGCCUGCCAGACGUUUUCGAUACUGCACACUACCCAAAGGCCGUAGCUGAUGCCGCUGACAUCACUCGCAGGCUGGUAUAUCAGUACCUUUGGAUAUGGCAGCUCUGUCUGACGACCAAGGAAUCUUCCAAGAACCCAGCCAACUUCCUAGGUAUAAAUGGCAGAGCGAGUCUGAUGCUUACAGCUUCUUUAAGUUCUGAGCCCAACCUAGGCUCUUUCAUAAAGAGAUAUCCUUCGUUCUCCAGCAUUGGGAAUUACCAAAGACGGGUCUCUCAGGCCCCGUGCGCUGCACUGGAUGACGAACAUCCAGGAAUCGCCACUUUAUAG